UUACCUUUCAUUAUCCCCUUUCACGAGCAAAAAUCGAGUGCUCCUCAGACACCAUACUAAUCUCCGUCUCCCCUCUUUUAACUUUCUCUCUCCUCAAUCGCCGGCCGUUCGCCGUCGGUGUACCAACGCGUCUCCCUAAUAAUCGUUCGUCGGAGGCAAUGAGGGUUUGAAUCCGUAGACAUUGGACUGGAAACUGCAAAAUGUCUUUCCAGAACAAGGGAUUUUGGAUGGCAAAAGGUGGUGGACACUUAUCUGACACUGAUGCGGCAUACGAUAACACAGCAAGGAUUGAAUCAAAGCGUUCUCACCAGUGGUUUGAUGAUGCUACGGAACCAGAUCUAUUCCCCAACAAGAAGCAAGCUGUACAAACUCCAAAUAGCAAAUUGACUGCAGGAAUUUUAAAUGCAAAUCCUUCUCCUUGGGAGAAUGCUGCCAGUUUUCAAUCAGUCCCAAGCCAAUUCAUGGACCGGUUAUUUGGAGCUGAGACGAACAGGCCUUUCAAUUUUACUGAACAAAAUAUUGCUCCUGUUGGAAUGGAUGGCUCGAAUAUGGGGAGAAAAAGUGUUGAUGAGCAAUUUGGAAAAGAUUCAUCCAUGGGUUUGUCUAUAACUCAUAAUAUCGAGGAUCCAGAAAUAUAUGUUAGCUAUGGUGGUAUUAGAAAAGUCAAAGUCAAUCAGGUUAAGGACUCGGGCAAUGGUUUGCGUGGACCAAAGGAAAAUUAUAAUAAUCCCUCCAUUGGACAGGCCUAUUCUGAUGGCAAUGAAACCAAUUUCAUAUCGAUGGGGCAAGGGUUUAGUAAUGACGAUGAAAGUAGUAUGUUAAUGGGCCAUACCUACAACAAGGGUGCUGCGGACAUCAGAUCCAUACCCUCUGCCUCUGAAAAGGGCAAUGACAAUAGCAUAUCAAUUGCUCAACCUUAUAGUAAGGGAGAGACCAAUACAAUAUCUUUUGGUGGCUUUAAUGAUGAACCUCUUUUUGAACCAUUGGUUCGACCCUUGAACAGCUAUCAGUUUAUGUAUGAUCAAUCUUCAGUUCAAACAUCAGAAACACCGGAAAAAAAAGAGAUGGAUGCAUCCAAUGCAACCGCACUUACAAAUGUCUCUCAGGUUGCUAAAUCCAGACCAGAGUCUUCGUCCAAGAAUAAGUCAGAGUCAAAAGCAACUAAGAAACAGGCUCCAAAUAGUUUUCCUUCAAAUGUCAGAAGCUUGAUUUCAACUGGUAUACUUGAUGGCGUGCCUGUGAAGUAUGUUUCCCUGUCACGGGAGGAGCACCGUGGAGUUAUAAAAGGUUCCGGCUAUCUUUGUGGAUGUCACUCAUGCAAUUACUCAAAGGUGCUAAACGCUUACGAGUUUGAGCGCCAUGCUGGUUGCAAAACAAAGCACCCAAACAACCACAUAUACUUCGAAAGUGGGAAGACUAUUUAUCAAAUAGUGCAAGACUUGAAGAGCACGCCGGAGAGUCAGUUGUUUGAUGCAGUUCAAACUGUAACUGGUUCGCCCAUCAAUCAAAAGUCCUUCCGCAUUUGGAAAGGUAAGAGUGAUCUUCUCUAUCUUUUGGUUUCGUUCAUCUUAUCCAUUGAUGGAGUUCAAGUGCUUUGUCACCAGUGUGUGCUGGUACUUUACUUUUACCCUACUCAUUAUCUUCCAAUUUCUUUCUGCCUUAGAAUCAUUUCAAGCAGCAACUCGUGAGCUUCAACGAAUUUAUGGAAAGGAAGUGUGUAAUCUAUAGUAGUUUUUAAGGUUGUCGACAUGUGAGAUAUGUUCAUCUCUGUAAUCUAUAGUGGGUUUGUUAAACGAUACUCUGAAUAUUGUACUAUGUAUGAAAUGCUGUUUGGUUACGGGAAA
Molecule: messenger RNA, 1844 nt
Organism: Rhododendron vialii
Lineage: Eukaryota; Viridiplantae; Streptophyta; Magnoliopsida; Ericales; Ericaceae
Exons: 5
Coding region: 201-1688 (495 amino acids)
Source: RefSeq, a predicted model, not a curated record